Messenger RNA from Oppia nitens, 1479 nucleotides. RefSeq names its product cAMP-dependent protein kinase type II regulatory subunit-like (gene Pka-R2). Gene Ontology annotation, biological process: regulation of protein phosphorylation. NCBI's taxonomy places the organism in Eukaryota, Metazoa, Arthropoda, Arachnida, Sarcoptiformes, Oppiidae. Gene Ontology annotation, cellular component: cAMP-dependent protein kinase complex. The record is from RefSeq and is a predicted model, not a curated record. The transcript has 12 exons. The coding region runs from base 186 to 1367 and encodes 393 amino acids. Gene Ontology annotation, molecular function: cAMP-dependent protein kinase regulator activity.
UAUCUGUUUUGAUUAUCUCACGUAUGCUUAGAAUAUAGCGAUAGAGAGGAAGUCUAACUCUAUUUGAUUUCAAGUGUCUGUCUCUCUCUCUCUCUCUUUCUCUCUCUCUUUCUAUCUCUAUCUCUAAGUGACGUUUCGCUUACCAGCGACUUGUGCUCAACACUAAUGGUAUUGUCUUAAGACAUAUGGUGGACAUGAGUUUAAACCGAAGCAGAUAUGAAGUACCGGCAGAACUCACUAAUCUUCUGCUAGACUUUACUGUAAGUGUUUUAGUGAACAAACCAACGGAUCUCUUGGAAUACGCGACCAUUUAUUUCAAUCGACUUCUUGACGAAAGACAACAUUCUGCACAUCACUUGACUAAUGUUAACGACAAUGAAAACAACCAUUUGAUAGACGACGACAACGAUUCCACUUCAAGUGAUAUUAAGCCACCGGUCAGACUGUCGUUUACACGAAGAAAGUCGGUAUUUGCCGAACACUACGAUCCGGAAGAGGACGAAGACGAUGACAAUGAAAAAAUUAUUUAUCCUAAAAGUGAUGAACAGCGCCAACGAUUAGGAGAAGCCGUUAAAAAUAUACUCCUUUUUCGUUCAUUAGAUCCGUUAGAAAUGUCUGAAGUAAUCGAUGCUAUGUUUGAAAAGAAAGUAAAGGAGGGAGAGAUUGUGAUCCGACAGGGAGACGAUGGCGACUACUUUUAUGUCAUAUCAGACGGUACAUUCAAAAUUGUGGUCACAACUGAUGAUGGAAAUGAGCGAGAAGUGGGACAAUACACCGAUUCUGGAAGUUUUGGCGAAUUGGCGCUCAUGUAUAACAUGCCCCGAGCGGCCACUGUUAAAGCCAUGACUUCAGGCUCACUCUGGGCAAUGAGUCGACAUAUAUUCCGAAAAAUAGUUCUCAAAAGAGCUUUUAAGAAGAGAAAAGAGUACGAGUCGUUAAUAGAAAAAGUGGACAUGCUCAGGUCACUAGAGCACUACGAAAAAAUGUCUUUAAGUGAUGCUUUAUUGCCGCGUAGAUAUAUCGCCGGAGACCUCAUUAUAAAACAAGAUGAUAAGGCAGACGGUAUGUAUUUCGUUCAGGAGGGUAUCGUUAGGAUUACCAGAAUCACAGAAGAGGGUCACGAACAAGAAUUGUCACGACUUGAAAAGGGCGGUUAUUUCGGUGAAUUAGCACUCAUUACUCACCGACCACGAGCUGCAUCUGCAUAUGCCCUGAGCCCGGAAGUCAAGUUGGCCUUUCUGGAUGUACACGCAUUUGAGCGUCUAUUAGGUCCUUGUAUGGACAUAAUGAAGCGCAACUUUAACCACUAUGAGGACCAAUUGGUCAAAAUAUUUGGCUCCAAAUCAAAUGUCGGAGACUUGCGAUGACUGCCAUCAAAAAGUUGUUGAGUUUAAGGACAAACAGCUUUAGGGCUGAAUUAUUGCACAAUUAAAUUGAAUUCUUCUCCCAAUUUCUGAAUUUCCAGUUAACGGUGUUUUG